GAAUAGAACUUUGGAAGGCUAGAACAAGACCAGACUCUCUAACAUCCAAAUCAACCUAAACUACCACCAAAGCACAAGACAGAAUGGCAGAUCCACAGUGGCAAUUUAUCGGGGAAGAAGACACACUCUCCAAGAAAAGAUGUCAGCGAUUGUUUGCAGAAUCGGGGAAAGAUGAUGAUAUAGCACUGUUCUAUACAGAGGGGAAGUUCUAUGCACUGGAGGCAUGGUGCCAACAUCAAGGUGGACCAUUAUUCAGUGGUGAUAUAGAGGAUCUAAAGGGUACAAGUAUCAAGGCUGUGCAGUGCCCCUGGCAUGGAUACAAGUUUAAGCUGGAAGAUGGGGAAAAUACAAACAUUCCUGGACUUAAUCAAAAGAAGUAUGACGUAAAAUGUGAGGAAGGAAAGGUCUAUGUGGACUGUACACACAAACUCUCUACACAGGAAGUUAGAUCUUGAUGGACAGCAUGAAACUUGUAUCCAGUAUUUCAGGGAGGUUCCUAGGAUCCAAAAAUAGGCAAGACGAAUUCUUAAGGUACUAAGUGCAUGGCAAAGAUGAAGUUAAAGUGGACAUGACUGGGAAGUGUGGAACGUAAUUUUAAUUGCCC
This is a messenger RNA of Owenia fusiformis, 604 nucleotides long. Lineage: Eukaryota; Metazoa; Annelida; Polychaeta; Sabellida; Oweniidae. The record is from the annotation of a GenBank genome assembly.